AUGAUUCUUCCGUUGCAGACUCUGGCUCUGGGCGCCGCCUUCGCUCUCUCAAGUCUUCCACUCACUCAAGCCUUGCGUGCCAGUGAUAUCCCUGCCGACAUUCCCGUCUCGCAACUGAUCUCGUCCGCUACUGCUGCCCUCGCUCAAGGAAACGGCCAGGAUGCCUUGACCUACUUCGACGUCGCCAUCACUCGUGAUCCCAAGAACUACCUCACCAUCUUCCGCCGAGGUGCUGCAUACCUCCAACUCGGAAAACACUCCCAGGCUAGCCACGACUUCGACCGCGUCCUUUCCAUAAAACCUACCUUCGAAGGUGCUCUGGUUCAACGAGCAAAGAUCAAGAGCAGGAACGGCGACUGGACUGGUGCAAAGUCCGACUACGAGAUUGCUGGCAAGAAAGAUGGCGAUGAGGUUCGCGAGUUGCUCGACGCUCAAAAUGCUGCCUCUCUGGCACAGAAAGCAGAAAAGGAGGGACACUGGGCCGACUGUACUGCAAACGCCGAUAUUGCCAUCUUGGUCGCUGGAGGUGCCAUGGAUCUGAGACACACAAGAGCAAAGUGCCGUUUCGAAAAGGGCGACGUUGUUGAGGCUCUCAGUGACCUGAUGCACGUUGCCCAGGUCUCUUCUGGCUCGAGCGAACAUCUCCAAAUCUCUGCCACGUCAUUCUACGCUCUCAACGAACCCGUAAAUGGUAUGGGCCAGGUCAAGAAGUGUCUCCACUCGGAUCCCGACUCCAAGCCUUGUAGAAAACUGCUGAAAGCCGAGAAAGCCGUCGACAAGCAAAUGAAGAAGAUGAGAGAAGCCAUGGAAAAGAGCAGAUACGUCAAUGCUGUCAACAUGCUGGUUCCUACAACCGACGAAGAGGGACUUCUGAAGACGGUCAAAGAUGCCACACAGCAAUAUCGCGACGAGGGCCUCAUCCACAAGAAUGCACCCGAUCGCUUGUACAAUGACCUGGUCGAGCUGACGUGCGAGGCCUACACUGAAAUGAACAAUCUCAAGAAGGCUCAGCCGUACUGCGAGGAGGCCUUGACCCACAACCCCAACUGCCUGCCAGCCUUGAUUGGCAAGGCCACACGCCAGCUAGACGCCGACGAGUUUGAACCCGCCAUCCACACCCUCAACCAGGCCAAGGAACACCACCAGAACUCCCAAAAGGUCCAAGAACUGUUGCAAAAGGCUCAUACAUUACUCAAGAGAUCGAAGCAAAAAGACUAUUACAAGGUCCUUGGUGUCACCAGAGACUCCGAUGAGCGGGAGAUUAANAANGCAUACCGCAAGCUCACUAUCCAGCAUCAUCCCGACAAGGCUGCUCAGAAGGGAAUCAACGCCGAGGAAGCACAGAAGAAGAUGGCUGAGAUCAACGAGGCAUACGAAGUUCUUUCAGAUCCGGAGCUCAAGGCCAGAUUCGACCGAGGCGACGACCCUAACGACCAAUCACAACAAGGCAACCCCUUCCAGGGCCAACCAUUUGGCUUCCCUGGUGGCGGCGGUCACCAACAGUUCUUCCAUCAGCGAGGAGGAGGCGGUGGUGGCUUCCAGUUUAAGCAGCAAGGAGGUUUCCAGUUCCCUGGUGGAGGAGGUUUCCCAUUCUAG
Messenger RNA from Aureobasidium vineae, 1596 nucleotides. The record is from the annotation of a GenBank genome assembly. NCBI's taxonomy places the organism in Eukaryota, Fungi, Ascomycota, Dothideomycetes, Dothideales, Saccotheciaceae.